Messenger RNA from Trypanosoma theileri, 690 nucleotides. RefSeq names its product putative 25 kDa translation elongation factor 1-beta. The transcript has a single exon. Gene Ontology annotation, biological process: translational elongation. The record is from RefSeq and is a predicted model, not a curated record. Gene Ontology annotation, cellular component: eukaryotic translation elongation factor 1 complex; cytosol. Gene Ontology annotation, molecular function: translation elongation factor activity; guanyl-nucleotide exchange factor activity. The coding region runs from base 1 to 690 and encodes 229 amino acids. NCBI's taxonomy places the organism in Eukaryota, Euglenozoa, Kinetoplastea, Trypanosomatida, Trypanosomatidae.
AUGUCUGUCAAGGACGUCAACAAGAUGAGUGGCGAGCUGGAGAGCAAGCUCAAGGGCAAGCUGUUCCUUGGCGGAGCAAAGCCGUCUGCGGAGGAUGUGAAGAUGUUCAGUGACUUGCUGGGCGCCGGGAACACAUGCGUGUACCGCUGGGUGAAGAAUAUGGCCUCCUUCACGGAGGCGGAGCGCAAGGCGUGGGGAGCCCCAGUGAAGGUGACACCCCCGCCGGCUGCUGCGGCCGCUGCCCCUGCUGCUGCUGCUCCCGCGAAGGAGGCACCCAAGAAGGCAGCCCCCGCUCCGGCAAAGAAGGAGGAGGAAGACGAGGACAUUGAUCUCUUUGGUGAGGUGACAGAGGAGGAGAAGGCCGCACUCGAGGCAAAGAAGAAGAAGGACGCUGAUGCCAAGAAGGCCAAGAAGGUGGUCAUUGCCAAGUCAUCAAUUCUCUUCGACGUGAAGCCAUGGGAUGAUACAGUCGAUCUGGAGGCACUCGCCCAGAAGUUGCAUGCUGUGAAGCGCGACGGUCUUCUUUGGGGUGACCACAAACUUGUUCCAGUGGCGUUUGGGCUGAAGAAGCUUCAGCAGCUGAUUGUCAUUGAGGACGACAAGGUUUCUGGUGAUGACCUCGAGGAUCUUAUCAUGUCAUUUGAGAACGAGGUGCAGUCUAUGGACAUCGUCGCCUGGAAUAAGAUUUAA